AUGUCGCUCAAACGAAAAGCCCUCGAAGAUGGGAGUGCGAGAUCCUCCAAGCGCUCCACGCCCGCACCGUCCACUCCUAUGAGCAUCGACAGCGAUGAUGACUUUGAAGGUUCAGACGCACGCUCGCAAGAUGCCAGCGACAGCGAGAAAGAGCAUAUCCGAAAGGCCAGAGCCAGGCUGGAUUUCAGCUCGUUUCAAGGGCCCAAACACAAACAAGUGUCCUCCAUAUUCGGCGAUAAAGACUUCUCCUGGCUGUCCUUGAAGCCCGAUCACGAGAAUCGACCGUUAUGGAUAGAUCCGAAUGUCUCGAUGGGGUCAAAGAAAGGUCCCAAGAUCACGCUUGAGAGUUUCUCUCCGUUGGCUGCCCAAGCCACGGAUCUGCUUACUACAAUCGCAGAGCCACAAUCGAGACCGACAUUUCUUCACGAAUACAGAUUCACGGAGCAUAGCUUGUAUGCCGCCUUAUCGGUAGGUCUACGUGGUGAAGAUAUAAUCCGUGCUUUAGAAAAGCUUUCGAAAACUCCCGUCCCUCAAACCGUGAUCGAUUUCAUCAAUAGGCACACCAAGACAUAUGGCAAGGUUCGGCUAGUCUUGCGUAACAACAAGUUCUACGUCGAGUCCGAUGAACGCGAGAUCAUAGAUAUGCUACUACGAGAUCCGGUGGUUGGACCAUGCAAGGCCGCCGGCACUGAGGUCCAGGUGGGAAGAAUCCAGACAAAGGCCACGGUGAUCCAGGGCACUAGCAAUGCAAAAGGAAUGAAACAAGCCGACCCUGGCAAUGUGGAGGUGCCUCGAGAUGAUCCGAGCAAGGAGAAUGAAGCCAUGCUUGCUGCCCUUCGGGAUGAGGAGGAUGAAGACGCUUACAAAGAAGCACCGAACUUCGAAAUUGCUGCGAACAAGCGUGAUAUGGUUGCGAAGCAGUGUCUGGACAUUGGAUACCCCGCCAUAUCUGAGUAUGAUUUCGCCGAUGACCAUGAAAAUCCCACCCUCCCUAUCGACCUCCGACCUCAGACCCAAAUUCGGCCAUAUCAAGAAAAGGCUCUUAGCAAGAUGUUCGGCAACGGCCGCGGCAAGAGCGGUAUCAUAGUCUUGCCCUGUGGUGCCGGCAAAACUCUCGUGGGCAUCACAGCCGGGUGUCACAUCAAGAAGAGCAUCGUUGUUCUCUGCACCAGCGCCAUGUCCAGUUACCAGUGGGCAAACGAAUUUAAAAAAUGGUCGGACAUUAAAGAGGAAGAUAUUGCCGUCUUCUCGGCCUCGGAAAAGAGGCGGUUCACAGGAGAUGCUGGCGUGCUGGUCACAACCUACUCCAUGAUUACAGCUGGCGGCAAACGUGCUUACGACACGCAACAGAUGAUGGACUGGGUCUACGGCAAAGAAUGGGGUUUGAUGAUUUUGGAUGAGGUGCAUGUCGUCCCCGCCAAGAUGUUCCGAAAAGUCGGGGAGAACAUCCGCGCUCACUGUAAACUGGGUCUCACGGCCACACUGCUUCGAGAGGAUGACAAGAUCACUGACCUCAAUUUCAUCAUCGGACCCAAGCUGUACGAAGCAAACUGGAUGGAGCUUGCCGACCAAGGCCAUAUUGCCAAAGUGCAGUGUGCCGAGGUCUGGUGUCCCAUGUCGAUGGAGUUCUACCAGGAAUAUCAAAAAGAGACGACUCGGAAACAGGCGUUGUACUACAUUAUGAAUCCUGUCAAGUACCAGGUCUGCCAGUAUCUCAUCGACUAUCACGAGAAACGAGGCGACAAGAUCAUUGUGUUUAGUGAUAACCUAUUUGCCUUGCAACAUUACGCAGUGACGAUGAAGAAGCCAUUCAUCUACGGGGACACGAGCAACCAGGAAAGGAUCAACAUUCUCGAAAACUUCCAACACAAUGAGAUGAUCAAUACCAUCUUUCUCUCCAAGAUCGGUGACACAUCUCUCGACUUGCCCGAGGCCACCUGCCUGAUCCAAAUUUCGUCGCACUAUGGAUCUCGACGUCAAGAAGCUCAGCGACUCGGGAGAAUUCUACGAGCCAAACGCCGUAAUGACGAAGGAUUCAACGCUUUUUUCUAUUCGCUGGUUUCCAAGGACACCACCGAAAUGGCGUACAGCGCAAAGAGACAGGCUUUCCUCGUGGACCAAGGCUACGCCUUCAAGACAAUCACGCACUUGGCCGGCAUGUCAGAAAUGCCUGGACUAGCAUACACUACUGCCCGUGAGCGCAACGAGUUGCUUGCCCACGUCAUGUUGCAGCAAGAAACGGCGGCUGACGUUGAAAAGAUCGACGAUAACAUGUGGAGUCAUCUGAGCGGAGGCGGUAGUGCUGCGGCCAGAGCAAAGGCGAAGAAAAUGCAGGUUCGCAGACAAGCCGUGUUGAUGGCGGAUGCGAGCGGUGGCGGUACUAUGGCCCCGAUGUAUCGAGAACAGGACCGGAGGAGCAAGAAGAGCCAGAUGCCGGAAAGUGAAUGGUUCAAAAAGGAGGCCCGACGUCGCGAGUUGGCGGCCAAGAAGCGCCGGAAGGAAAAAAUGGAGGCCGAAAAGGCAGCCGGGGGUGCGUAG
This is a messenger RNA of Capronia epimyces CBS 606.96, 2538 nucleotides long. RefSeq names its product DNA excision repair protein ERCC-3. Bases 1 to 2538 code for a protein of 845 amino acids. The record is from RefSeq and is a predicted model, not a curated record. Gene Ontology annotation, cellular component: transcription preinitiation complex; transcription factor TFIIH holo complex; nucleotide-excision repair factor 3 complex. Gene Ontology annotation, molecular function: 3'-5' DNA helicase activity; DNA binding; hydrolase activity. The transcript has a single exon. Gene Ontology annotation, biological process: nucleotide-excision repair; transcription initiation at RNA polymerase II promoter. NCBI's taxonomy places the organism in Eukaryota, Fungi, Ascomycota, Eurotiomycetes, Chaetothyriales, Herpotrichiellaceae.